Effrenium voratum is the source of this 176-nucleotide messenger RNA. NCBI's taxonomy places the organism in Eukaryota, Dinophyceae, Suessiales, Symbiodiniaceae. The record is from the annotation of a GenBank genome assembly.
GUGCUGCUGCUCUCUUUGCAGGACGCAGCCUCCGGCACGAACCUUACCCGAGCGCUGCUGGGCUGCGUCGAGAACCACGUGCUCUUCGUGCACCCCAUGCUCGCCAAGACCUCCCGCCUCUCGGUGGCCUACGAGCAGCAGGCCCUGGGACGCUGCCUGCGACUGGGCCAGACCAG